Messenger RNA from Neodiprion virginianus, 3666 nucleotides. RefSeq names its product transmembrane protein 245. The record is from RefSeq and is a predicted model, not a curated record. The transcript has 9 exons. Bases 332 to 3031 code for a protein of 899 amino acids. Lineage: Eukaryota; Metazoa; Arthropoda; Insecta; Hymenoptera; Diprionidae.
UUUCAAUUGCACAAUUGGCACGAGAAAACUGAGAGCUCCUCACAUGCAGGCGUGAGACCAUCAUUUAGAAACGGGGAAACUUCAGCAGCUGACUUCACACUACUCGAGACUGUCAUGGCGGCAACUGUCAAACGACUGAGAAAGACGCAUGGUCCGUGGCUGGUCGACGGGUAGAGUCGUCUGCUAUGUUGUAAUAGCGCGCAUAUACAGCUUAUAGUAAUUAUAUUGGGUUGGAAGAGUUGAGUAAUCGUAUUUACGAGUGAUUCACGCCAGCACGUGAGUAAAAUUAACGCUCAUUACCCCCGUUUUGUUCCCUCUCUGUAAAUUAGCAAUGGAGGCACCGCGAACGCCGAUGGACAAUCUCCUGAACAUGUUGGGAGGGUUUAGUCCGGGUCACGAGAAGGCACUCAAGCAGGGCUUCUACAAUGCCGUAGCUCUCUUUCUACUUUUCGCAGCCUCCGCUGCGUUCUACGGCCUCUAUUUCAUACUCAGUCCCUUUGUCAAGCCGCUGAUAUGGGCGCUGCUGUGCGGCUCUGUACUUUUUCCCUUCAAACUGCGACUCACGACCGCCGUACAGUCCUGGUUCGUUACUAUGGAGAGUUCCAACAAGCCAUUAAUAGUCAAUGUUGCUGUAAUUCCACUCCGGUUUUUCGACGACGUUUCUGAAAUCAUCGGCUCGCUGCUGAGGAAGUAUUUCACAUACAUCGGACCCGUUUUGGUUGGCAUUCCGACCCUCCUACUCAUCUAUAACUACACUCCGAGUUUUCUCACUUGCAUCAUUUGGAGGGAGUUCCAGAUCGCCAACACCAUAAUCAACUUCUUUGUUUCAACAUGCGGUUUACUGACGGUAACAACAAUUGUCAUCGGGUAUUUGUCCGUCCUCUACGUAUACUGGUCACCGGGAAAUUCUAUCCAAUUCCGCUACAUGUCGUUCGUUAUAUGGUUUGUUGUUAGCUUGUAUAUAUCAAACUUGAUCGGAGCGUACCAGGUGAUCGUCUUCGUCAUUCUGCAGCUGCUUUUCCUGUUGGGUUUCAUUUACGAAGUAGUUCUAGUUUUGGAGCGUCAGGGAAUGGAGGGAAGAAGAGUAACCUUCGUAGACGCUGCCCGCACAGUUUUCUCUAAUCAUCUCGUUAGUCAAAUACCACACGAUAGUUCUUCCAAAUCACUAACACCAGAAGAUGACGUAUGUAUGCUACCACGUUCGUCGGGCGAAGGAACGCCAAAAUUUUUCUCUGAGCUGGAAGAACAAAAAUUUGAAACCAGUAAAGAAUUGAAAACUCUGCCACCUCAGAGUAAGCUGUGCACCAAGUCAAUGUCUCUAGAUGCAGAUGUCGGAAUGUCACCUGAGCAUCUGCUCAAUCCGCAAACUUCAAAGUCAAUGGAAAAUAUGCGCGCAAGGUCAAUAGCUCAAGAGCGAAAUUUUUUAAAGAAGUUGAAAAUCGACUUCAAAUUGUCACUGGAUAUCGAAGACGAUACAGUGAACACGGAAUAUUACAUGUACUUUGCAUUAUACGCUUGCAUCGGGAUGCUUGUUUGGAAACAUAAAUGGAUGAUACAACUCUUAUCCCUGCCAAUUGCCUACUAUUUGAUCAAGCAAAUCGGAAGCUCCUGCGGGUUUUGGAAGUUUAUAGACAAACAGUACAGCGCUAUCGUCGACACUGUUGCUACCUGGUGCAACGAGAGACAUCAAGCAUUGGUCCCUGCGCAUGUCAGAGGCCUGUACAAAAUAGGAGUAAUCCUGAAUAAAAAAUUGACCGAAGUCUUGAAGGGGUCUGUAGACGCUGUAGCUACCACAGCUGUUAUCCUGGGAUUGCUCAUAUUCACUACCUGUGCCUCAAUUUUUAUCACCAUACAGGUUUAUGCUGAGGGUAUGCACCUGAUUCAAGUCACGGGCGAUGCUCUGAACUCUUCGCUAGUCAAUAACGCAGACAUAGACUGGGUGCCAGAGCAAUGGGAAGAUUCGGUUAACAGCGUGCUGGACAAUGCCUACACUUAUGGUCGCAGUGCGAUAUCGGAUGGUAUAAAAGGGCUCGUUAAGGACAUGGAACCGAUAAAGGCUGAAAUGAUGGAGAAAAAGGUUCUUGAGCUAUGGGACAGGCUUUACCAAGCUUGGAUGAUGUCAAACGCCGAUCCUGCAAUGGUUGGCCCUACAGUAGACGCUGAUGCCGCCUAUUCUGUAUGGGAAAGUUUUAAAGACAGCUUCGGAAAAGCGCCACUGCAAUUAUUCAACAUGACCAGCGUACAAAAUUUUGCCAAAGAAAACGUCGGGAUUCUAAUGUCACUUUUGGAUUCCGUUUGGGGCAUAGUCAAAGGAAACGUAUCCGUGAUAACGAGUGUUUUCACCGAGUUAUUGUAUGUUGUACUUAUGAGUGGCUCUGCAGUACUCAACUUCAUGCUCAGCAUGGUAGUGUUCUUCACAACACUAUUCUAUCUGCUGAGUUCUAGUGGAAAGACUUAUAAGCCAAUAGAACUGAUUACUGUGUUCAGCCCGAUAAGCUGCAAUAGCAUUCUCAGCAUUGGACGAUUCGCCAUUGCCCUGGAAGAAGCAGUGAUCGGCGUUUUCGCGGCAACGUUCAAGCUCGCAUCGUUCUUUGGAAUGUGGACAUGGUUUACGCACAAUCUAUUCCAAGUGAAAAUAGUUUACCUUCCAUCAGCGUUCGCAACUAUGCUAGGUGCAGUUCCUUUCCUGGAUGCAUACAUUGCUUGUGUUCCAGCAGCCAUGGAAUUGUGGUUUACUCGAGGAUCCAUGGUUGCCUUGGCCUUUUUCGUGUUCCAUUUUGCUCCGUUCAACAUCGUAGUCACAGAUUUUUACAAGGAGAUUAAGGGGGGCGGUCAUCCGUACUUGACCGGGCUUUCAAUAGCAGGUGGCGUCUUUUGCCUUGGGGUACAAGGUGCGAUAUUUGGUCCGCUGUUACUUUGCUGUAUAAUGGUGGCCAUAAAUCUGAGUCGACGAUAUCUCCACUCUCCGUCAGAAGAGGCUAUUUAUAAACUUAAAUCUCAAUUCAGUCAUUUGAAAGGGGGUGAUAUAUAGCGAUAUGCAUGAAAGAGCGUAACUGUCUCGCGUCUUUUUAUUUAGACCUAAGCGUUAAACGCUUCUCAUUUUCGCGGUAGAUAAAUGAAAAGUCAUCUACAGCGUGUAAAUGCAAUGAAAACGAAGGCAAGAAAACUUGAAGCAGCGAUGAAGACAUCUAGAAAAAGAGUAUAUCGUAUGUAUACUUCAAGGUUCUCUACAACUAGCAAUGACAAAACAUGUUACGCAUUCGCUAUUACAGCUUCUCUCAAAUCUAAUUGCCAAAUUGAAAGAUUGUUUAUUGUCGAUCGAAUAUUUACGUAAAUCUUGCUUCUGAACUUCGAUAAAAUUUUACAAGUGUACACGAAAUGGAACAAACGUUGUAAAAACAAAGAGAAAAAUUACGUGCUGGAAGCAAAAGUGAUAAUAAUAACGACGACGACGAUGAACGCGGGUACAUACCUAGUCUGUAUUUAAAGUACUAUCAGUAUAGUCAUUUUUAUGGUCUAAUAUUAACAUAGUGUAUGUAUUUUAUAUAGAAUAUAAAUAUUUAUUUUGCUAUGCUUUUUUGUUUACUAAACCAACUUCAUACUACUGUUACUGUUACUACUUUGAUAAGAAAAACAAAAUGAAAGGAAAAAAAAUUUGCUGUGCGA